Messenger RNA from Phytophthora infestans T30-4, 1206 nucleotides. Its product is annotated as ubiquitin family protein, putative. The transcript is spliced from 2 exons. Gene Ontology annotation, molecular function: polyubiquitin modification-dependent protein binding. NCBI's taxonomy places the organism in Eukaryota, Oomycota, Peronosporomycetes, Peronosporales, Peronosporaceae. Bases 1 to 1206 code for a protein of 401 amino acids. Gene Ontology annotation, cellular component: cytosol. Gene Ontology annotation, biological process: ubiquitin-dependent protein catabolic process. The record is from RefSeq and is a predicted model, not a curated record.
AUGGCGGACGAAUUGACUAUCAAAGUGGUGAGCGGCACGUCCGAGAAUCUGCACGUGCGUGUGGACCUGGCGUCGGCCUCGGUGCUGACGCUUAAGCAGCAGAUCGAGCAGCAGAAUGCGCAGCGUUUUCCCAUAUCUGCACAGCGUCUGAUCUUCCAGGGGCAGAUCCUGCAGGACGACAAGAUGCUCACCGAUUACCACGUGUCGGCGGGCUGUGCGCUGCACUUGACGAUCACGCCCGGCGCUGUAGCGGCAGCCAACCGACAAGCAGCAGGUCUGGCACCUCCCUCACAGCUACGAACGUUCCUGCAGCAGAUGCGCGACAACGAAUCGCACGAUCAAUACGCGACUGCGGCGCGUACUCUGCAGAAGAUCUGUGCCAACAUUGUGGGCCAUCCCAACGAGGAUAAAUACAGGAAGCUGAGGGUGGACAACGCAGCACUGAAAGCCAAGUUAUUCGACCGAACGAGGGGACAGGAUAGUGUCAAACUACUGGGCUUCCAGGACGGCGUCCAGGCGGGACAUUUGGUGUUGACGCCAACACCUGAGAAAUGGGAGAUCUUAGUGGCGUGCAAGGCUGUGGUGGACUCCGUGGUGACGUCGUUGGGCGGUGCUGCACCCGCUGCAGCUUCGUCGUUUGGGGCUCCAUCGAUGGGCGGACUGGGCGGGGACUUUGCAUCGCAAGCUCAGACUUUGUUGCAGAAUCCGGCAAUGUUGCAGUCUAUGGCGACUAACCCAAUGGUGCAACAAAUGGCCCAGCAAAACCCCAUGCUGGCACAGGCACUGCAAAACCCGGCGUUGCUGGCGCAGUCCAUGCAGGCGCUGCAGCAGAACCCGGCGAUGAUGCAACAGAUGAACCAAAUGAUGAGCGACCCGAACGCCAUGGCGCAUAUGCAGCAAAUGAUGGCAGGGGGCAUGGGAGGCAUGGGCGGUCUCGGUGGGUUCGGAGGUUCUCCGUUCGCCUCAGCAGCACCGUCGCCAGCAGCGGUAAACCCGUUCGCUGCCGGCUCUGGCGUGGCUAACCCUUUCGCUAGCGCUCCCACACCUGCCGCACCCGCUCCGACUCCAUUUCCUGGCACUGCGUCUGCCUCUGCUGCUGCGUCGUCCGCUCCUACAUCCAGUUCCGCCGCAGCCACUUCGACCGACAACGGCGACGAAGAGGACGAGAUCGCCCAGGCCAUCGCACGGUCGCUGCAGGAUCAGUAG